ACUGAGGAUCAAUUUGUAAAUAACCUUAACUGUAACAUCGACAUUGACACUGUCACUUGCUAUGAAAUUCGUACUUGAGAACACAGCUAAAGGAAGAGGAGAUGAAACCGUCGCAUCAGCUAUGCAGCCGAAUCAUCGAUCAGAUCCUCACCGCCAUGAUCCAGAACCGUCCCUUCGACGCCGUUCUCGCUUCAUCGACGGUCACGAAUCCGUGGACCCAUGGUCUCGUCUCCGACGUUCUCCGAUCCAUCCCCAGAUUCUUCUUCCUCUCACCGAGAUCCAUCGGCCGGCAAAAGGGUUUUCGCCGGCGGUCUCCGUUGAAGCAGAGGAACCUCCGGGACGAAUCCGAACGUCGCCGUUCCAAUGCUCUCGUCCUGGGUCCCGGUGCUUAUAGAGAUCCGGCGAGAGUCUCUCUCGGGUUGCAGAAAGCAAUGGAGUUCUUCCUCUGGGUCGAGAACCAUUUCGGGUUCGAUCACAACGAGAUCACUUGCAGAGAGAUGGGUUGCGUACUGAUCAGAGGGAACGAUUUGAAGGGUCUAUGGGAGUUUCUCGGGCGAAUCUCCGGCAGAGAGAAGGCAGAAAGAGGCGAAAUCACUACAGCGUGUGUAACGUGUUUGAUGAAAUGUCUGGGAGAAGAAGGUUUCGUCAAAGAGGCAUUGGCUUUGUUCUACAGGAUGAAGCAAUACCAUUGCAAACCAGACGUUUAUGCUUACAACACAAUGAUCCACGCUCUUUGUAGAAUCGGGAAUUUCAAAAAGGCGAGGUUUUUGCUCGAGCAGAUGGAGUUACCGGGAUUUCGAUGCCCACCAGACACCUACACCUACACGAUCCUGAUAAGCUCCUACUGUAAGUUCAGUAUGCAAACAGGUUGCAGAAAGGCGAUAAGGAGAAGAAUGUGGGAGGCAAAUCGCAUGUUUCGGGAGAUGCUGUUCAAGGGUUUUGUCCCGGACAUUGUAACUUACAACUGCCUGAUCGAUGGCUGUUGCAAAACGAACAGAACCGGUCGGGCUAUGGAGUUGUUUGAAGAUAUGAAGAAGAGGGGGUGUGUACCCAACCGGGUAACGUAUACUUCCUUCGUAAGGUAUUACAGUGUUACCGGUGAGAUCGACCGAGCGAUUGAGAUGAUGAAGACAAUGAAGGAGAUGGGCCAUGGUGUUCCGGGCACGAGCACAUAUACACCACUCAUACAUGCUCUGAUCGAAGCGAACAGGGCAUCCGAGGCUCGGGAUUUACUGGUGGAGAUGGUGGAAGAUGGAUUGAUUCCGAGAGAGUAUACGUAUAAUCUUGUAUUGGAUGCUCUCAGCCCGGAAGAAAUGGUGGAUUCGCUUGAUGGCAGGCUGCAUAAACGAAUAAGGGAAGGGAUAGAACAGAGAUGUAGGGGAGUGAUGAAGAUCAAACCCAUCAUGGCUCAGAAGCAAUUGGUGUAAGAUUUGAUCUUUUGAAUGCUAAGUGA
This is a messenger RNA of Tarenaya hassleriana, 1453 nucleotides long. Its product is annotated as pentatricopeptide repeat-containing protein At1g77405. NCBI's taxonomy places the organism in Eukaryota, Viridiplantae, Streptophyta, Magnoliopsida, Brassicales, Cleomaceae. The transcript has a single exon. The record is from RefSeq and is a predicted model, not a curated record. Bases 102 to 1427 code for a protein of 441 amino acids. Gene Ontology annotation, molecular function: protein binding.